AAUAUUAUUUGACAAUAAUACUUAGUCCUAUAUAAACUCAUUUCAUACAUGGGUAUUAGGUGGUUUAUCCAUCUAACGGUUCUUACUCUGGAUGUAAUUGUUUGGUGUUCUCCUGAUGCAAUUGCUUUCAACGAUUCAAAUUUGAAGAGAUGUCAAAAUACCUACAAAAAUCUCACUCUAGAGCAGAAAGCCAGCUACAUUGACGCAAGUGGAAAACCCGCCAGUGGUAUUUAUGGUGGAAAUACUUUGUGGUAUGGCUCGUACAGUGAAUGCAAGAAAAUACCCGACUCGCGCUAUUGUUGGACGACGUUCCUUGGAUAUGUUGCUCUGCCCAAAAUUGGAAAAGAGGUUCAACAAAUCCAAUGGGGUGUGUGUACGCCAAAUGAUUGUAUCAGAGAGGACGGGGGAAUUUUCUUUGACUUUCUUUUCCAAAAUGUUUCAGGCAUCAACAUUGUUACCCCGAUCAAAAUAUACUUCCAAGUGAAAUGUGCUGAGGACCCGGGAUACACAGCAUCAGCAGUGGUUACAAUAAUUUUCUGUGGGAUAUUGGUUGGCUUAUGUCUGCUUGCCACCAUAAUGGAAGUAAUUAGUGGGUCAAAUGGAGCUUCUAAGUCGGAAAGAAUCGAGAACGACAAGCAUAUUUCAAUGGAAAACGACCCUGAUGAAAAAACACCAUUGUUACCAAAUGUUACCACUAACAGAGUGGGCAAAAACGACGGGACAUUUUAUGAAAUAGUAAAUUCCUUCUCAAUGAUCCGUAAUGUCAAUACAAUUCUUAACACGAAUGUUAGAAAAAGUGAUUUGACAUAUUUACAUGGGAUACGAGUAUUAUCUCUAUUCUGGAUAAUUCUUUUCCACGUUUAUGUCCAGACUUUUGCUCAAGACAAUCGAAAGGAUGUCGCACAUUUUAAGAGAAAAUUUGCAUCAAUGGUUUUAAACACAGCAUAUGGAGUGGACACAUUCUUUAUAUUAAGUGGUCUACUGGUGGUGUAUGUCAAUAUGAGUAAGAAGGUGAAAAAUAACGGACAGACAAACUGGUUCAAAUACUAUUUGCAUAGAUUUUGGAGACUGACGCCGACAUUAAUGUUUUGGAUACUAUUUGUCGCAAAAUUAAAAAAACACUUUGGUGCUGGUCCAAUCUGGUUUCAAGCGAUCGAUUACUCAGCUGCAUGUUCUGAAAAUUGGUGGACAAACUUGCUGUAUCUGAAUAACUUCUUCCAUGUACGUCAAGACGAGAUGUGUUUGGUCCAUACCUGGCAAUUGGCAGAUGAUAUGCAAUUUUUUAUCCUAUCCCCGUUUUUACUCAUCAUCGCAUACAGGUUCGGAUUUCGCCGAUUACUUGGUGUUGUUGGAGUUGUUAUCUUGGCCAGUAUAAUCGUGACAGCUUCUUUAAUUGCACACUAUGAUUACCCUCCGCUAACUGUUUUAAUAACACGGGCAUUCGUCGGGUCCUCUGUCGAAGACAGAGCAAAAUCUCUCGAAGAGUUUAAUGGAUUCUUCAAAGAUGUUUAUGUGAAGCCAUACUGCAGAAUUCCUCCGUAUGUGAUGGGAAUUGUUCUCGGCUACGUUCUUUUUAAACAUUUUUCAAAGGAGUUCAAAUUGCCAAUGAAACUUGUUGUAAUGAUGUGGCUGGGCGCGACCGCUUUGGCUGUCACUGUUGUGUACGCUCCAUACGGUACUUUAAAAGAAGAUCCACGAAUAUGGACUAAAGGCGAAAACAUUCUUUUUGGAUCACUGAAGUGGUGCAUAUGGGGACUGUGUAUUAUCUGGCUUAUAUUUGCCUGUCACUAUAACUAUGCAGGUUUGGUUAAGAACAUCCUUGCAGCAAAAUUCUGGAUUCCUUUGAGCCACAUAAAUUACGCAGCAUAUAUCGUACAUUUCGACAUCAUUUCAACAUUAGCUUUCAACAUCGAGACACCCAUUCAUUACACAUCCUUCACACUGGUAACCUAUUUUCUUGCUUCGGUGGUGUUAACGUAUCUAAUAGCUUUUAUCGUCACCGUCGUGGUCGAACUACCUUGUGCAAAUCUGGAAGCAAUUGCCUGGAAAAAGUGGGAAAAGAAAUAAUUUAGCGACUCGACGUAUACCAUCAAGGACUCGACGUAUGGUCCCAAUUUGUCGUUCCCAUACUCGGACGUGGAAGCAAUUGCCUGGAAAAAGUGGGAAAAGAAAUAGUUUAACUGACGUAGUAUCAUUUCAUGAUUAUAUUCAUUUGUACCAACGAUAUUCACGUUUACAGGGCCUUUUUUAAGGCGAAUGACAAUUUAAGGGAUCUUUUGUCAUGAUUGAGAGGGAGAUAUAUAUAAAUAUUGUAUACAAAUAUUUAUGCUAAA
Messenger RNA from Dendronephthya gigantea, 2333 nucleotides. RefSeq names its product nose resistant to fluoxetine protein 6-like. The record is from RefSeq and is a predicted model, not a curated record. Gene Ontology annotation, molecular function: acyltransferase activity, transferring groups other than amino-acyl groups. The transcript has 17 exons. Bases 49 to 2067 code for a protein of 672 amino acids. Lineage: Eukaryota; Metazoa; Cnidaria; Anthozoa; Malacalcyonacea; Nephtheidae.